GGAGUAGUCAACAAGAGCCUGGCUAAUCUGGUAAAAGGUCGGGCCCCAAUAAACGAAACAACGGAAUGGGAAUUUGAGGCCCAAAUUUGUUCUUAAGCAAGAACAAAUAUCCCUUAUAUAUUUUGUUGUGGUCACGGAUGAUUCAUCUCCUUCCACUUUCUUUUUGUUCUUAAAGUUUGAAAUUUGGGUUUUGUAAGAUUAGAGAGUGGAGAAACUGGGCACAUGGGGUUGGCCUCGUCCCCCUUGUUUUCAACUUCAAUAGCUGUUAGCAGCAGCCCUUACACCACCAGGAGGCUCAACCACCGCCACCACCAGUGCCUCAGCUCCCUUGCUUCUCCUCAGCUUCCCCCUUCUUUCUUGUUCAGGGAAUCCGCAAUUCUAAAUCCUCGUCGAACCUUGUUACGUUUUCCCAAAUAUACCAUCUGUAAAGUAUCUAGCAGCCAAGCGGAAGUUGAUGAUGGUUUAAAUGACGAGGCUUGUGAGCUAGUAAGUGGAGCGGAGCUAUCCAUAGGGGAGGGAGUUGACAGCAUUGGUGCUCAUCUCUUCAAAGCAGUGAAGAACAACAAUGGGACCGGCAUAUUGCUCUUGUCCGAUAUUUUUGGUUUCGAGGAUCCUGCUACUAAAGAUUUUGCCUAUCGUGUUGCCUGCAAUGGUUACAAUGUUCUAGUGCCAGACUUGUUUCGCGGGGACCCAUGGGCAAAGAACAGACCAAAGGCUUCAUUUGAAGAUUGGCUUGCCAAACAAACUCCGGAGAGGAUUUCUAAAGACAUCACAACAUCUACAGAGUGGAUGAUGGAUGAAUUUGUAGCUGCAGGAAUCUCGCAAAAGCUCGGUAUCAUGGGGUUUUGCUUUGGAGGUGGCCGAGUAAUUGAUGUGCUUGCGCAAGACCAGGGUGUCUGUUUUGGCAUUGGGGUUUCGUUCUAUGGCACACGGAUUGACCCAUCUGUAGCUGCUAAUGUGAAGGUACCUGUGUUAUUCAUUGCAGGAGACAAUGACCCGCUUUGUCCUGUCAAUGCCUUGGAAGAUAUUGAGAAGAAAGUGGGUAAUGGAUCUACGGUGUUGAUUUUCAGAGGAAGAGGCCACGGGUUUGCCCACCGGCCAGAAUCUCCUGAAGAGGAUGAAGAUGCAGAACAAGCUUUUACGGUCAUGAGAAAUUGGCUGCAUGAUGGCUUGGUUGCAGGGACAUGAUUGCUUGUUUGUUAGAUUUUAUUUGUCCAAUGUUUGUAAUAUAAUGACCUAAUCGAUAGAGUUUUCAAUGUGAAGUUAUAAUUCGUCAUGGGUGCAGAUGACUGUUUGGAUCAA
This is a messenger RNA of Rhododendron vialii, 1302 nucleotides long. RefSeq lists its product as uncharacterized. The record is from RefSeq and is a predicted model, not a curated record. Gene Ontology annotation, molecular function: hydrolase activity. NCBI's taxonomy places the organism in Eukaryota, Viridiplantae, Streptophyta, Magnoliopsida, Ericales, Ericaceae. The transcript is spliced from 3 exons. Bases 223 to 1188 code for a protein of 321 amino acids.